Maudiozyma barnettii is the source of this 4458-nucleotide messenger RNA. RefSeq names its product Nup170p (gene NUP170). Gene Ontology annotation, molecular function: structural constituent of nuclear pore. The transcript has a single exon. Gene Ontology annotation, cellular component: nuclear pore inner ring; nuclear pore. Gene Ontology annotation, biological process: protein localization to nuclear inner membrane; transcription-dependent tethering of RNA polymerase II gene DNA at nuclear periphery; protein import into nucleus. Bases 1 to 4458 code for a protein of 1485 amino acids. The record is from RefSeq and is a predicted model, not a curated record. NCBI's taxonomy places the organism in Eukaryota, Fungi, Ascomycota, Saccharomycetes, Saccharomycetales, Saccharomycetaceae.
AUGUUCUCAACUCCGCUGAAAAGUAGAGUAGAUUAUAGUGAUAACACAUUUGUUGGUUCAAAUACAUUUUCAAACACAAAUAGCAAUGCUGUAAAUACCAACAGAGUCAGUGGUAUGGGGAAUGGAAUUUCCAAUAUGAACGGGAACAAUUUGAUAAACGCAGGCACUAGGACAAUCAACAACAAUCAUAACAGUGCUAUGACAUCAUUUGCAAGUGCAACAAGUCCAAUUGGUAAUUCUACAUAUAUGCAACCAGGUUUAUCACCCAAUAACGAUAAUAUAAGAUUGACGGGCUUAGGAACUAAGAAACCCCUGGAAUUAGCUAGUGAAUAUAUUGACAAUUUAGAACGUCGUGAUUCUAACUCACCUAUUCUGGAUGAAAGGUCGUACUAUAAUAAUGGCGUGAACUAUAACUUCGCUAGAGAUGUCGGUGGAUUAGGUGCAUUUACACCAUUUGAACGUCAAUCUGUUAUCAAUAUUCCAGAUGUGUUAUUACAAGAAGCUUGCAAGACUGAAAUUAAGAGUGAUAUGGGUAUCUUUCCCGAAUUGAAUAGAUGUUGGAUCACUAUUGAUAACAAGUUGAUAUUAUGGAAUAUUGAUUCUAACAACGACUUCCAGUCAAUCGAAGAAAUCAAACACACUAUAUUGAAUGUAAAAUUAGUUAAACCCAAACCAAAUACAUUUGUUAACCACAUAAACUAUUUGUUAUUGAUAUCUACCCCUUUUGAUAUGUACAUCCUGGCACUAUCCUAUAACAAUGUAUCUAACGACAUAACCGUUUACAAUACAGGAUUAUCGGUAUCAAUAAGUGGAAUGGGUUCAUUAGAGAUCGUAUCAUGUGAGAAGACAGGCCAAAUUUUUUUCGCUAGUACAACUAAUGAUUUGAACAUUUGGGAGUUACAAUACACUGGCUCAGAUGACUGGUUCAAUAGUAAAUGUAAUAAAGUAUGCCUAACACAAUCAUCGUGGUCAAGUUUACUUCCAACAAAUGUCUUGAAUAAGUUACCAGGUAGUGAAUUAGUUCAAUCGUUUUUUGAAGAAGAUUCUAAAUACGCACAAGAAACAAUUAUUCAGCUUACAGUUGACCAAUCAAGAAACAUCGUUUACUCUUUAUCUUCUAAAUCAACCAUAAGAGCUUACUUGAUAAAAGAUAAGUCACUAGAGGGCCCUAUGGUUGUUGGUCCCUCAUACAUAAGUAGAAUAAUUGGUACCACAACUGCAAGAGCUGCUGCAAUCUUGGGGAAAAAAUACUUGAAAAUUUGCAAGAUCAUCUCAGUGUCUCAACAAGAAAACAAUAACUUAUUUUUGGUUGCAUUAACUAUUGGUGGUGUCCGUUUGUAUUUCAACGGAUCAGUGGGUAGAAAUUCAAUCGAGGCUCUGAGAUUAGAGUCUAUUAAAUUUCCACCAAGUUCUGUUACUCCUGAGGCAAUGCAACAGGAACUUCAACAGCAACAAUUAGAACAGCAGAAGAGGAACAUACCAUUCUACUCAAGUUUGACCUACUCUGAAUCGAUAUUACUAAAGCUACAAAAGAAAUCGUCUGUGCUAUUGGAAACUACUGAUUCGAGUACAAUCAUCUCACCAGGUAUUUUCUUUUCUUCUUUGAUAAAAUCUACCCAACCAGCUCAACCUGUUGAUCAGAAAUUACCGCCAACUACUUCAACUGCUACUACUACUGUACAAACUCCAGGUCAAAAAAUCAAAGCAACAAUACAGGCUAGAAAAGCGAAUAUUGAAGAAAAAUCCAAUGCUCAAAAUUUACCUGUGAAUCAUCGUCUGUUUGUCAGUGUUCCUGAUUAUGGUAUUUUGAAAAAUCAUGGAAAGUACGUCGAAAAUGCAACAUUCCUAGAUACUACAAGCCCUGUUAAACAAAUUGUUGCCCUUACUCCAACAUUCAAUGCUACUACAAAACCAGGUGGUUAUGCUAAUGAAUAUGCAACCCAGUAUAGUGCUGAUGAUUUAAAGGUUGCUGUACUAACCAAGACAGCCAUUGAAAUUUAUAGGUAUCGUACCCCUGAUGAAGUAUUUGAAUCUUUGAUUGAUAAUCCUUUGCCAUUCGUUUUGAAUAAUGGUCUAUCCGAAGCCUGUUCCAGUGCAUUAUAUGUUACAUGCAAAUUCAACAAGUCUGAAUUAAUCAGAUCCAAAGCGUUAACUUUCCUAACUGUUGGUAUUCCUGGUGUGAUAGAUAUUAAACCUUCAUAUAACCGCUACUCUGCAUCUACUGUUACUUCGCUAUUAUCCAAACCAUCUUUAACUACUGCAACUCAAAAGGCAGUGAAUAGCAUCACAUCAACGAAUACAAACUUUAACCUUGAUGAUGUUGUCUUAUCCCCAAGAUUCUAUGGUAUUGCCAUGCUUAUUUCAAGACUAUUCCGUGACAUAUGGAGUAAAAAUAUUUUUGUACCUGAUGCUAAUGCCAAAUUUAACAAAAUGAAUACAUUAAUCCCAGAAUCUCUUCAAACCGGAAACUUUAUCAAUAGUGUAUCAAUUACAAAAAUGGAUAUUGAAUAUUAUUUGUCUUCAAUCUUAAUCCUGAACGAAUUUUUCUCUAAUUAUGGCGAUUCUAUUACUCAAGUAAUUGCCCCUUCUUUGCCAACUGAAAGUUCUAAAAACAAAUAUGAUGAGGUUGCUAAUCAAGCAGAAAAUAUUGCUGUCAACUCAUUGAUCAAGCUGGUUCACUCUAUGAAGGAGGCACUAUCGUUUUUGAAUGUCCUAUACGAAGAAAGCGAGAUUGAAGGUUACGAACACCAAUACCUUGCAUUUAAGGAUAUCAUGAAGUUUUUAAAAGUUGACAUACAAAUUAGAUUAUCCAAGCUUACUUUUAAGGACUUGUUUGCCCCUAAUGAAAAUUCUAAAAGUUUAAUUAGAGAAAUACUUCUAUCUGUAAUAAAUAGAAAUAUUUCAAGAGGUGCCUCUAUUGAAUUUGCUGCUACAACUUUACAGGAACGAUGUGGUUCUUUCUGCUCCAGUAGUGAUAUCCUAAGUUUUAGAGCUAUGGAACACUUAAAGAAGGCUAAAGAAAUCGGCUUAGGUGAUUAUGAUACUGUUUGCUAUCAUCUUGAUCAUGCAAUUAAAUUAUUUGAAAAAAUAGUUGAUGACUUAGCUUUCGAUAAGUUAAAGGAAGCCGUGUUGGUAAUGCUAAGUCUAAACUACUUCCCUAAGACUAUUGAAUUCUUAUUAAAUAUUGCUAACCUCAUAGAUAGGAACAAGCUUGCUUAUCAAUAUGUUGCGAAUGGAUGCGCUAUAAACGAUCAAAGAAAGGAAUACUAUGAUAAACGUAUGAUGAUCUAUGAUUUUAUUUCAGAAGUUUUAGUUAAAGUCGACGAAGUCGCUUCGAAGAAGAGUACCGAUAUUAAUGGUUUAAAUAUGGUGUGCGGAGAUGCUAACACAUUGAAGGAUCAAAGUUACGCAAUUGCCUUUAAUUAUAAUGACAAAUUAUUCCACUAUCACAUGUACGACUGGUUAGUAUCGCAAGAUCAAGCUGAUAAAUUGCUGGAUUUAGAUACUGCAUUUAUUCAACUUUACUUGGAAGAAAAAUCAAAGGAUUCCUUAAAAAUAUCAAAUCUGUAUUGGGUAUACCAAUCAAGAAAAUCUCAAUUCUAUAAAGCUGCUGAAAUUCUUUACUCCUUGGCGGUAUCUAAUUUUGAUAUCAUUUUAAGAGACAGAAUUGAAUGCUUAUCUCGUGCUAAUGGUUUCUGCAACGGUGUUUGCCCUCCAAACCAAAAACAAAGCAUGGUUCAAUUAACUGGUAUAAUUCAAGAAUUGUUUGAUAUUGCUGCUGUUCAAGAUGAUUUAAUUAAUCUUAUCAAUACAGAUAAUAGAGUUGAAUCUGAAACUAAACAGAAGUUGAUUAAGGAGUUAAACAAUAAAGUUUUACCGGUAAGUGAUCUGUUUAAUGAUUACGCAAUCCCAUUAGGAUACCAUGAAGUGGCAUUGAAUAUAUUUAAAGUUUCAGAUUUCCGUAACGAAGAAGAAAUAAUGGCAACAUGGAAUGAGUUAUUUGAAUCUGUAAAGAAAGAAUUACAGUCUACUAAUAAGAUUGAAGAUUCUUUGAAUUUUAUCAAUUUAUUAUCUAAUAUUGUAAUCAAGAUUGGGAGAACUGUUCACACAUCUGAAUAUGUCUUUCCAAUAGCGGAAUUAUUUCCUAUCAUUUUGCAUUUAUUCGAAGAAUCUCUACCAAAGGAACAUAUUAAAGCUGGUAUUAUUGCUUCUAUAUUCAUUUCAUCGAAUGUUUCGUAUAACAAACUGUAUCAUGUAUUAAGAAGUCUCCUAGAAACAUUAGACUCCAGGGAUGAUGGAUUAAAUAGAGAGAUGGGAUGGUUAAUUAAAGAAUGGUAUCAACACGAUAGAAAAUUGAGAGACGUUAUCACGUUUGAUGAAGUAUCACAGUUAGAUGAAUAUAGCAUAGAAACGGAUCCAAUCGAAAAUUACACAAAGAAAAGUGGUAAUAAUAUCUGA